Panicum virgatum (switchgrass) is the source of this 1073-nucleotide messenger RNA. RefSeq lists its product as uncharacterized. Gene Ontology annotation, molecular function: zinc ion binding. The record is from RefSeq and is a predicted model, not a curated record. The transcript is spliced from 3 exons. Lineage: Eukaryota; Viridiplantae; Streptophyta; Magnoliopsida; Poales; Poaceae. The coding region runs from base 65 to 835 and encodes 256 amino acids.
AAAGUCUCUCAAUGCAAAGAGUAGAGGGCUGGUUGGAUAUUCAAUCCACAAAGGUGUUGGUCACAUGGCAGAUAUCAGUGGUGUUUAUAGGGAUUUGACACCUUGGAGACAUACUGUUAAUCUGGAACAAAGAACUUGCACAUGUAAGAGAUGGCAGCUCACUGGACUCCCAUGUAAUCAUGCAAUCAGUUUGAUAUGCUCUUAUAGGGGUCUAGAGUUGGAGGAUUAUGUCGACAGCUGCUACUUUGUGUCAAAGUUCAAAUCAGCAUAUGAAGGUUGGAUGGAACCAAUACCAGACAAGAGUAUGUGGCCUCAAGUACAACUAGAAUUCAAGCUGUGGCCUCCAGUACUCAAGAGGGCAGCAGGUAGACCAAGGAGUAGGAGAAUAAAAUCAGUUGCUGAGGGUGGUAGCAAGAAAAGAAAGAGAUGCAAGAGAUAUGGUCAGUUGGGACAUAUGCAAAAAACUUGCAAUGAGACAGUGUAUGACUCAGAUGAUCCACCUCCUGCACAACCAAAACCAAACAGUAACAAAGCCAAGAAGGAGAAAGUAGCAGCCAGCACAAGCACACCUAAAAAUAAGAGGACCAAGAAGGAGAAAGUAGUAGCCAGCACAAGCACACCUAAAAAUAAGAGAACCAAGAAGGAGAAAGUAGCAACCAGCACAAGCACACCUAAAAAUAAGAAGACCAAGCUACAUGCACCAUCAACACCAACUAGCCCAUUUGAUCUAAACUGUAGUCCUGGAGCACUAACUAGGCGCCGAGCUAGGAGAAUUGCAGUGGAGGAGGCUGAGGUGCAUGGAACAAUGGCACUUGACUAUCUAAUGAAUGCCUGAUGCGUGUGGUUGUUUGUUUGUAAUUUUUAAUGGCAAUUAGAUCCCUAAAUGGACUUGUAAUGGCACUGCAACUUGCAUCACGAACUUGCAUCCAGUCAACGUCUUUUGGCAUGCCAAAUUGAUGUAAUUUGGGACAUGUUGUCUCCUCAAAUAUGUUGACUGGACUUGUAAUGGCACUGCAACUUGCAUCAUGAACUUGCAUCCUUACAAUUAUGAUAUGCUAGUCAAUUAUUGUACA